Pseudozyma flocculosa PF-1 is the source of this 276-nucleotide messenger RNA. RefSeq lists its product as uncharacterized. Lineage: Eukaryota; Fungi; Basidiomycota; Ustilaginomycetes; Ustilaginales; Ustilaginaceae. Gene Ontology annotation, cellular component: mitochondrion. The coding region runs from base 1 to 276 and encodes 91 amino acids. The record is from RefSeq and is a predicted model, not a curated record. Gene Ontology annotation, biological process: mitochondrial respiratory chain complex IV assembly. The transcript has 3 exons.
AUGGUCGGCUCAUGCCAACACAUCCGUCAGGACCUGGCAGCGUGCGUCCUCAAGACUGACUGCUUCCUGGUCGACAAGCGGAGCGCGCAAGACUGCCUGCAGCACCACAUGGCAGAGCUGCCCAUCGAGUGCCAGCACCUCUACAAGAGCUUCGUCGAGUGCAGGCGCGGCAUGCUCGAUAUGCGCAAGAGGUUCAGAGGAAACGCUCCGCCCGCUGCAUCGGGGAAUACGCCACCCGGCGGCACGAGUACCGUCGAGAGCGGCGUGGCGGAAUGA